GGCGCACACGCCACGGGUGUCACUCACUUUCCACGGAACUUAAAGCAGGGCAACUUUUUCAAAAGGUGGACUUGGACUCUCUCUCUCUCUCUCUCCCCCUCUCUUUCUCUCUCUCUCUCCCUCGCUCGCUCACUCUCGACUUUGAACCUGUUUGUUUGCAACCCACGGACUUUAAAGCGCGCGCACCCACGCCUGUUCCUCUGCAGCCACACCACUUUAGGAGUAAAGGAGGUUUUUAUUUGUGUGUGUUCCUGGAAGAAGCGCCCGCGGAUGUCCCGCGACCAUGGCCCGGCCAGGUGAGCCGGAGACGCGCUGAAGGAACCCCCCCUGGGCCGGGGAGAGAUGCGGACCCCCUGGCGCCUUCUCCCCGCCGUGGUGCUCCUCCUUCUCCUCCUCCUCCUCCUCCUCGCACCUGCCUCGGAGGGCUGCGGGCCGGGGAGGGGGUACGGCAAGAGGCGGCUCCCCAAGAAGCUCAUCCCGCUGGCCCUCAAGCAGUUCAGCCCCAACGUGGCCGAGAAGACCCUGGGGGCCAGCGGGCGGCCGGAGGGCAAAAUCACGCGCAGCUCGGAGCGCUUCAAGGAGCUGACGCCCAACUACAACACGGACAUCAUCUUCAAGGACGAGGAGGACACAGGUGCGGACAGGCUCAUGACGCAGCGCUGCAAAGACAAGCUGAACUCCCUGGCCAUCUCCGUGAUGAACAUGUGGCCCAGCUUGAAGCUGAGAGUCACCGAGGGCUGGGACGAGGACGGCCAUCACUCGGAGGACUCGCUGCACUACGAGGGCCGGGCAGUGGAUAUCACCACCUCAGACAGAGACAGAAACAAGUACGCCAUGUUGGCUCGGCUUGCUGUGGAGGCAGGAUUCGAUUGGGUCUACUAUGAGUCCAAGGCACAUGUCCAUUGCAGCGUCAAGUCAGAGCAUUCCGUUGCAGCCAAAACGGGAGGCUGUUUCCCUGCCGACGCCGAAGUCACCCUUGAAGGCGGCGCCACUAAAAAGAUGCGUGACCUCCGACCCGGCGAGCGGGUUCUGGCGUCCUCCACUUCUGACGGUCGCCACCGCCUUGUCUACAGUCCAGUCUUAUCGUUUCUGGAUCUCCGGCCCAACGUCACGAAGAUCUUCACCAUCAUCGGAACCAGCACUGGACACAAUAUCACGCUGACGUCGGCACACCUCAUCUUCGUCACAGACUGUUGGGGCGGACCAAACAGGGACGUGCCGAGGACAAGUUUUGCCAGCGAGGUCCGGCCGGGUCAAUGCAUACUAACCUCACAAGGAACCGAGGCAACACGCGCUGUUGUGACUUUUGUAGAGGAGAGGCCGAGCACUGGCUUGUACGCCCCGCUCACCCAGCACGGCUCCGUCGUGGUCAACAGCGUUCUAGCAUCCUGCUACGCAGCUGUGGACAAGCACCAUUUGGCCCAUGGGGUUCUUGCCCCGCUUCGUUUCUUCUACACCCUGAUGGGUCCAGCAGAACAACAAACCGAUGGAGUGCACUGGUACCCUUGGCUUCUGCAACGGGUCGGGGCAAUGCUACUGGACCCCAAACACUUCCACCCCUUAGGAAUUGAGCAAGGACUCUGACAGACGAAAACUGACGACAGAGAAGUGGUGGCUUUGCCCCUUUCUUUGUAUUUACGAACACAGGAGCACGGAAGCAGCUUUCCAGCAAAGAAUAAGUCUUGACUCCACUCCAUUCCUUGUCUGUAUUUACUGUAAAACACAAGAAAUAUUCCUUUUCAAGAGAUUAUUGACGUGUGCCAAUCAAGCACACAUGUCGUAAGCAGCAAUGCUGACAUAGGGCCCUUCCUAACAUGUGCUCAAAGUGGAAAAACUGCUAGAUUCUGGCUGCUCCCACUGGACCCAAGUCUGUCACCUUCAUCCAAGAUGCGCACUUUAGGUGGAGCAACCCUUAAAUUUGGGCGUUCACUUUCUAAUCUGGCCUAUCGACCUAAAUCACUUUGCCCUGAGGCUGUAAUAAGUCCAGCGCCCCUGUGGGGUGAAACAUUAUAUUGCGCUUAAAGUUUGGGUGCAAUGGACGCACACAAAAUUCAAUUAUUUUCCAGAAAACGACUAAAAAGAUUUUAAGAGACACCUGGAAACAUCCAUUGAGAUGAGGAAAAAAUGGGCGAUACCGCCACCCUGUGUUAAGUAGAGGUAUGAAUCUUCGGGCGCCUAACGAUCUGAUCCGGUUCCGAUUCCUGGGGUACCGAUUCGAUCCUUAAAUGAAACCGAUUCUUGCAAUAUAUCGUUAGUAGGGCUGUCAAAUGAACGAUUUUUCAAAUCGGAUCAAUCACAUUUUUAAAUUUGGAUUUCUUAUGAUUAAUCACCGGCGAUAACUUGCUUGCAUAAAUAAAUAAAUAAAAUGUAUACAGUAUAUUUAUGUUUUUUUAACUGAUUUUUGAAAAUCAUGAAUUAAAAUAAUAAAUACAUUUAAGAAAGGACCCCAAUAUUUGUACACAAGCACAAUUCUAUUCUUCCAAUGUCAUCCAGGAAGAUUUUACUUGAAUGCAAGUCAUUUAUUUGCACAAAACCUCGUAACAGUUUUAGCUCAAAUUCUCUCAGGACGUAGCUUGGAGUGAAAUUUGCCAAUGAGCAAACCAGUCGGAUUAUGAACUAUUUUGUGAUUAAUCACAUGAGCUGAACCUUUAACUUUGACAGCCUUAAUUAUUUGCUGGAACAAUUAUAAUAAACGUUUUCAAAACAGGUUAGAGGCUUGAAAAGCUCCUUCUGUUAGCAUAUUAUUAUUUUUAUUUAAUUUCUGGAUGGAAAUCCGAAUUUAGA
Molecule: messenger RNA, 2784 nt
Organism: Nerophis ophidion (straightnose pipefish)
Lineage: Eukaryota; Metazoa; Chordata; Actinopteri; Syngnathiformes; Syngnathidae
Product: indian hedgehog B protein-like
Exons: 4
Coding region: 343-1584 (413 amino acids)
Biological process (GO): regulation of gene expression; cell-cell signaling; intein-mediated protein splicing
Molecular function (GO): patched binding; calcium ion binding
Source: RefSeq, a predicted model, not a curated record